AUGCUCGAUUCUUCAUCAAGUGAAGAAGAGGAAGGUGUAAGUGGAUUUACAAAUUAUGGAAAUAAAUCCACUGUGUCAAAUGUUGCUGCUUGUAGUAAAGUUCCAGUUCAGUCAAGUGUAGCUCUUACAACUAGUCGGGUACCAGCAGAUAACGUCGGGGGAAGACAACGAGGUGUGCAACCUAGGUCUUUGCGUACUACUUCUAAUGAUGUUAGCACUACAUAUGGACGCCAAAACUCAGUUUCUUCCCAUCAGAUUGAUAGUACCGAUCGUAGUCAUUCUCCACAUUCUAAACAACGUUAUACGUUAGGAUCAAAAGGUCAAGUAAUUUCUAGUCAACAAGGCCGACCAUCUCGUCAAUGGACAAAUGAAACAUUUUCACGCAGUGGUUACAGAUUAGUAUGUUACUCGGAUGUCUCUCCAGACUCCCUGGUUGGGUUUCGGACAAUAAUCGCCUUCUUGCUUAAAGAUGUUGAGCAACAUGGUUCAGAAUCGGCUACAUUGACGUAAAUGCGUUUAUUUCUUACCCUCAUACAUACCUUUUGAUUGUCUUUUCGAAUCAUACUCUGAAUGUUUUAUCUUUUCCAUUAUUAUGACUUUCAUCAUUCAUCUUGUUAAUUUCAUCUCAUCAUCGUAAUGUUGUGAUACGGCAACUUGACCCAACGCACACUUGUGCUAGUUUUUACUUUGAUGAUGACUGAAUAACUGGGUGUUUCCUUAGUUUGUUAUCUACUUAGGCUAUAGCUAUCGUAAAGUUCAUAUUCUACUUUAAAAUUGUGAAUAUUUAUGAAUUUUUUGAUACGCCGAUGUUCUUAACUAACACUUGCUCUACAUUUUGAAGACUAUUUUAGUCUAAGUAAUAAAUAUUUUGUGGGUAGCUCGAAUCGCCACUUUCUAAGAAGUGAUAUGUGCAAUAAGUGUGAAUGAUUAUAUGGAACUAAAGAUUUUCACUUUUCAUGAUGUAUAGGAAUACUUGGAUGGUGUAAAUGAAAAUUUGUAAAGCUAAUUAAGCAACACCUUUGGUGGGAUCUAAAUCAUACCUACUGUUUAGAUUCUCAGUCAGUCAG
Molecule: messenger RNA, 1067 nt
Organism: Schistosoma mattheei
Lineage: Eukaryota; Metazoa; Platyhelminthes; Trematoda; Strigeidida; Schistosomatidae
Source: the annotation of a GenBank genome assembly